AACUGCCUUUGCUUCUGCCCUUUAUUAUUGAAAAAAGGUUCAUCAUCCACCUUUUUUAAUUGACUUUUCAGAUUUUUACCGAAAUACCUUGUUUCAUGUCUGGACAGGUAUGCAUGGUGAUGCGGGUUAAUCUGGAUUGCCCUUCUUGCUGCAGGAAAAUGAGAACAAUCAUUCUCAGAAUGAAAGAAAUAGAGAUGCACCUGAUAGAGAAGCAACACAACAGAGUGAGCAUCUUUGGCCGGUUUGAUCCAGCAGACAUAGCCAUAAGAAUCAGGAAAAGAAUGAAGAGAAGAGUUGAGAUUUUGGACAUUCAAUUACCCGGUGAAGAGAUGCCUCAUGCCACUGAUGGCCCUGACCAAUCCAUUAUGCAAAAGCCGCGUAACGCUGAAGCUAAUUCAGAGAAUGACAUACUCUGUUCACAAUAGGAGAGGAUGCUCAUACUAUA
Molecule: messenger RNA, 445 nt
Organism: Nicotiana tabacum (common tobacco)
Lineage: Eukaryota; Viridiplantae; Streptophyta; Magnoliopsida; Solanales; Solanaceae
Product: heavy metal-associated isoprenylated plant protein 9
Molecular function (GO): metal ion binding
Source: RefSeq, a predicted model, not a curated record